Molecule: messenger RNA, 1426 nt
Organism: Linum tenue
Lineage: Eukaryota; Viridiplantae; Streptophyta; Magnoliopsida; Malpighiales; Linaceae
Source: the annotation of a GenBank genome assembly
GGUCCGUGGCCGGGAGAGAGAACGUUGUUUUCUUGAAUUGAAAUGGUUUCCCAGUGUUUCCAUUUGUUUACUUUUUGACAUUUUCUCUCUGUCUAUAUCAAUAUCCUCAUAUCGUUCGAAAAGAAGGAUUAGGGGUUCAUAUUCAUCUUUCGAUCGCAAGACAUUCUAACCUCCAUUCUCAGAUCAUCGAAGAAUUAGAGUGGGAAACGGAUAAAACGAUCAUCCGGCAAUGGGCGAUCAGGUGGCUAGGGCAGAUGAAUUCGAGAAGAAAGCAGAGAAGAAGCUCAGCGGCUGGGGGAUAUUCGGUUCCAAGUUCGAAGACGCGGCCGAUCUCUUUGAUAAAGCCGCUAAUUCCUACAAGCUUGCUAAAUCCUGGGAUAAAGCUGGGGCUACUUAUGUCAAGCUUGCUAACUGUCAUCUGAAAUUGGACAGCAAACAUGAGGCGGCGCAAGCUUAUGUGGAUGCUGCUCACUGCUAUAAGAAAACAUCCACAAGUGAGGCAAUUUCUUGCCUGGUUCAGGCAGUGGAGAUGUUUUGUGACAUUGGAAGGAUCAGUAUGGCUGCAAGAUACAACAAGGAAAUUGCUGAGUUGUAUGAAUCAGAAGCAAAUAUAGAGAAGUCGAUCGAAUUUUAUGAAAAAGCUGCUGAUUUCUUCCAAGGCGAAGAAGUAACAACUUCUGCCAAUCAAUGCAAGCAGAAAGUAGCUCAGUUUGCUGCGCAAUUGGAACAAUACCCAAAGGCGAUAGAGAUCUAUGAAGAGAUUGCCCGCCAUUCUCUCAGUAAUAACUUGCUCAAAUAUGGAGUUAAAGGUCAUCUUCUGAAUGCUGGGAUUUGCCAUCUCUGCAAAGGUGAUGUUGUUGCAAUUACAAAUGCGCUUGAGAAAUAUCAGGAUUUGGAUCCAACAUUUUCUGGGACUCGUGAAUACAGAUUGCUAGCGGUAUGUUAUAUUCAAGAUUACUUUCUGAUGUUUAAUGAUUUUGCUUUCAGAAGCCAGGAUCUUGCUAGUGCCAUUGACGAGGAAGACAUUACAAAGUUCACUGAUGUGGUCAAGGAAUUUGACAGCAUGACCCAACUGGAUUCUUGGAAGACGACCCUUCUAUUGAGGGUGAAAGAGAAGCUGAAGGCGAAGGAGCUAGAGGAGGACGACCUCACUUAAUUUGGGUGUCUGGCUAAUGAUCAAUUACAUGACUAUAAUGUACGGGUUUGGUAUCCAGUCCAGGGUCGUCUAUCUCCGGUCUCGUUUUGUGUACUUGCUUUGAGAUUCGAUUCUGAGUGGGUAUGGUUUACGAGUUGUUGAAAUGUGCUUUGUAAUUGGUAGUAGGAUAUGGUUUCUGACUUGGGAUUUAUGAGCACAGAAAUAUAUUGGAAGAAAAAACUCUUGUUGAUUCAAAGCGUGAAGGUAUAACUAUCUCUUGUUGAUUCAAAG